CCCAACACACACACACAACGAGCACCUGCCACCUCUUUUCCUCUUUUCCUCUUCACACACACUUUUCCAAAUCUGAUCUAGCGAAGGGCUGUGUGUGGAUUGAGUAGGGGGAGUUUAGGUUCAUUCAGGGGGCUGUGGUCGUGCGUUUCUUUUUUUUUUUUCUUUUUUUUUGACAGCAGGAAAACUUUGGUAACUCGCAGUAAAAAAAAAAGAAUCACUGCCUAGCCACCGUCCAAUGGACAGAACCACGGUGCGGUUGGUAGUUUCUGAGAGCUGCUUUCUGUGCGCUGGGAUUUAUGGAUAGCUUCGUCCGACGCCGCGGAAUGUAACGGCCGACACACGCGUCUCAGCCGCCGGAGUUACCUGUAGUGAAGUCUCGGAAGGUUAACUCUGCUGUCAUUUCCAUGGAGACGACCCGGGCCCUCCUCCCACUUUUCCUCCUCUUACUGAGUGUGUGUGCUCACAGUAGUCAUGGCAACCUUCGCCCGACCCCCAGAGUGUAUCUGUCUUACAAAGAGCUCUUGGAAACAAGGACCAUCCGGCCAUUCAGCUUCUCCUUUAACACAAGCGACUAUAGAAUCCUCCACAUGGACCAGGACCAGGGCCGCCUUUACCUGGGCAGCUGUGAAUAUAUAGUCUCUCUGGACAUGCAGAACAUCAACAAGGAGCCACUCAUUAUCCACUGGCCUGCUACUACUCAAAGAAAAGCAGAGUGCAAGAUGGCUGGAAAAGGAGGACAAGGAGAGUGUGCAAACUUUGUGCGCUUGAUCGAGCCAUGGAACAGGACACAUCUGUACACAUGUGGCACUGGAGCGUACAAGCCCAUCUGCACCUUUGUCAAUAGAGGUUGGAGGGCAGAGGAAUACCGUUUCCGCCUGGUGCCAGGCUAUGUGGAUUCUGGAAAGGGAAAAUGCCCCUAUGAUCCACGGCAAGAAAAUGCUGCAGCACUGAUCAAUGGGAACCUGUAUGCUGGAGUGCAUGUAGACUUCAUGGGCACAGACCCAGCCAUAUUCAGGACUCUAGGAGACCGACCUGCUGUCAGGACAGAGCAGUACGACUCACGGUGGCUUAAUGAGCCCGUAUUUGUAAAAAUUCAGAAAAUUCCAGAUAGUACAGAGAAGAAUGAUGACAAGCUGUAUUUUUUCUUUCGGGAAAAGAGUUUGGAUGCAGCAGGAGGCAGCACCCCCAGUGUGUUGGCCAGAGUGGGCAGAGUUUGUCUGAAUGAUGAUGGGGGUCAGAGGUCGCUGGUGAAUAAGUGGACAACUUUCCUGAAGGCGCGUCUGGUCUGUUCUGUAAUUGGGGCGGACGGAGUCGAGACAUAUUUUGAUGAACUACGGGACGUCUUUAUUCAGCGGACUAACGAUGAGCGCAGUCCUAUGGUGUACGCUCUAUUCUCCACAGCAGGGUCUGUGUUUAAAGGUUCAGCAGUGUGUGUGUAUUCUAUGUCUGACAUCAGAAAUGUCUUUAAUGGGCCCUUUUCUCAUAAACAUGGGCACAAUUACCAGUGGACGCCUUACACUGGAAAAAUUCCUUAUCCACGCCCCGGGACGUGCCCUGGAGGAACAUUUACUCCUGGAGUCCACAGCACCAAAGCCUUCUCUGACGAAGCUGUCAACUUUGUACGCGCUCACCCUCUGAUGUACCAUCCCAUUUACCCUACACACAAGCGCCCUCUGGUGGUACGGACAGGCGUAGACUACCGCUUUACGACUAUUGCAGUGGACAUGGUGGAUGCUGUAGAUGGGAGAUAUGAAGUGCUCUUUCUGGGAACAGACAGAGGAACGGUUCAAAAGGUGAUUGUACUGCCAAAAGACACAAGCACAACAGAAGAGCUCAUUCUUGAAGAGGUGGAAGUUUUCAGGACGCCAGCACCAGUGAAAACCCUGAAAAUUUCCUCUAAGAGGCAACAGCUGUAUGUCUCAUCGGCACGAGGACUCACCCAGGUGUCUUUGCAUCGGUGUCCUGCAUAUGGUAAAGCCUGCUCAGACUGCUGCCUGGCCAGAGACCCCUACUGCGCCUGGGACGGAGAGAGCUGCUCUGCUUUCACCCCCGCCACCAAAAGGAGAAGCAGGAGACAGGAUAUCAAACAUGGUGACCCGUUACGUCAGUGCAGGGGCUUCAACUCGAAAGUAGAGAAGCGUCUGAGGGAGACGGUGCAGUUCGGGGUGGAGGGCAGCAGUGUGUUUCUGGAGUGCCAGCCCAGAUCUCCUCAGGCUACAGUGAAGUGGUUCUGUCAGAAAGAUGGCAAGCGCAAAGCACUCAAUCGUGACAAAGAUGUCCUGAAGACGGCUCAUGGCAUCCUGCUGAAAUCUCUUAGCCAAUCAGAUGCUGGCCUCUACCACUGCCUGGCCACAGAGAACAACUUCAAGCAUACCGUAGCCCGUGUGGCGCUGCGAAUCCUUGACCGUGAGAUUGUGGAGGCCCUAACAGCUCCAGACGGCCCCUCAGACCCUGAGCGUCAUCAACAUGACUUGCAGCACCACCCACCACCUCCUCCACCCCCACCACAAACCCUGCCCCCAAUGGGCCAGACACAACCACAGCCUGAGGUUACUCUCAUUAACCAGUACUGCCAGUCCUACUGGAAGCAGCCACACAAGCCCAAGCGCACUAACCGCAGGCAUGCAGAGAAACAAGAGCUUGAGGAGCUGCAGGUGCAGUGAACAAAUGCUCAUAAAGCUACGUUUUGGUUGCAUUCUCUACAUUGUAUGAGCAGGCAAAAUCACACACAAAAAAACUGUUUAUAAGCUUAAUGUCAUGUUCAUCCCCUGGGGCCAUGCACAAGGGUUAAAUCCAAUAGACUUAUUUUAUAAAUAUGGAAUUUUACACUGCAGGUUGGAUAUUGGGUGACGCAUGGUACUGUACCAUCAGCUUGCUUUCAGUUCGGCUCUAAAUUACCAUACAUGUCUACAAGUUUGCAGUGUGAUGCAUUUUGGGAUAAUUUACAUACACUGAGCUAGCAAUUUAGCACUUAUCCCACUCCUACAUUGUAUCUACGCACUUUGGUCAUUGAAUAUCAGCCUCUAGUAAGUGUAUAUGUUCCAAAAAAGAAAAGAAAAAAAACAGGAAACUGAUUCACACCAGCAUUAAGUAUAUAAGAUUCGUCUGUUUUGUUUACCAUAAAAAAAUGUAAAGAAAAAAAAUAUCAGUGUUCCAUAAAUCUUGUAGUUGUGUAGUUCUGCUGCUUUGCAAUGCUUGUAUUUAAAGGUCGUUGUGUUGAGUCAGAUGAUUGUUAGUCGUCAGUUUGUGGUAAAAAGCAGUGGAAAAAAGCUGUGCCGGACUUCUAUAUGAUUCCAUCCUCUUUCACGGCACAGCCAUCUGCUGAUUCAUCAAAAGAAAAAAAAAGAAGAAGCUUUUGGUCCUGUAUUGGGAUGUAAUUUUGACCUGCAUUAUGCUGACCAAUAUUUAUGUUAUCAUAGACCAAGGGUGAUUUAAUAAUGUGCAAAGGUAAUAUGGUUGCGUUCCUUUCCAGUUUUUGAUAGUAAGUACACUUGAGCUAGUCUGCAUCAGACAAAUCACAGCUGCAAAUUUUUUUAACUCUAGUGUCACGAUGUGUUUAUUUAUAACGAUUAAUAGAGAACAGUGUUUAUAACCGUUUUUGCAAUAGCUAAAGUCCUAAGUGUCAUUAUCAGCAAGUAAUUAUUACUCGAAAAUCUAAAAUUCUAUUCUAUUUUAUUAAUAGUUAGGAGAAAACUACAAGGUUAUAGGUUCACUGUUCUAAACAGGAAGGAUGGUGUCAGUUUCAGCAAGAUAGAUGUAUGGACCAAAAUUUGCUCCAGCCUCCUGUUAUAAAAAAAGGGGGAUUUGCAAGAAAGCAUAAAUACAGAAGAGAAAGCUGAGAAUGUUUUUAUUUUUAUUUUUUAUUAAGCACAGAAAAAAAGAAAGAAUUUUGAGAAUGAGUCAAAAAGAUUUUUAUGGCUGUGGUACAUUUUUACAUAGGAAUACGAGCACAUAAUUCUAGGGGAAAAUUACUGUACUUGUUUCUGUCCUGUGCUGGGAACGUAAUGUGGGACAACCAUGUAAGGUAUUUUCCUUGCAUAAUCAGGUCAUUUUUGGUGGGAAUUUUCCGUAACUUAUUGCAUCUUCCAGAUAAGGUCGUAUUUAAAAUUUGUAACACACAAACACAAAAUAUUUGGUAGUUCUGUAACUUUUGCACCUUUUACAUAUCAAUGGUAGAUGUUUUCUGUGGUUAACUGUGGUCUUGUGCUUGUGUAUAAAGGCAGUUCUUGUGCUUGGCUGUGUGUAUUACACAUGUACAUAGAAGUAAUAGUUAUUUGGUCAAGUUUGAACUCUCUCUUUCUCUCUCAAUCUCUCUCUCUCUCUCUCUCUCUCUCUCUCUUUCUCUUGUUUUUUCUCUCUACACAAGAUAUUUAUUUUGAGAAUGUACAUAUUCAUGGCCCUUGCUCACUUUGGUGGUGGAAUAUGACUGGGAAUAGCUGAUUUUAUUGUGUGUACUCACUAACAGGACCAGAAUAUACAGGCUCACAAAAAGAUGCUUGUAGCAAAACGGUGCAAGGAUUUUUUUUUUUUUCAGCAGUCGUGAUAAUAGUCAGUUUAUAAUCUGUUUCUCAAGCAUGAUUUUGCCAGUAUGACGAAUUCAGUGUAAAAAACAAUUAAUGUUUGCAGCCAAAUCAGGGGAAAGAAUGUCAAAUGUAAACGUCUCAGAAGAAAUAAAUAAGAUGUUGAAAUUCACUUUGUACGAAAAGUUCGUGGACAUGGACAAAUUCAAAACUUCUCAUCGGUGAUAUGUAUGUAUGUAUGUAUGUAUGUAUGUAUAUUUAUACUGAAAAGCAAGAGAAUGUCUGAGGGCUAGCACGAAAGCCCAAUGCAUAACAGUUUCUAGCCAUUUAAAUGUUAUUGAGGUAUAAGAUAUGGGCUUUUGGAGGAAAUGUGUUAUGAGACCCAAAUGGUGUUUGAUUCUGCUUUAUCCUUGCUCAAGUGGCUGCAUAAUUACAAUAAUUCUCUUAUGUAUUCAUUGUGUUUUUGUUAGCUUAAUUUAAUGUGGUCAUUUGUAAUAAAUAAUAUUUUAUUAUGCUUAUAUUGUGAGGUUGGAAAUAUUAAUAGAUGUUUUAUAAUCAUAACAAUAAACUGCUGUAUUUGUUCUUAUUUAA
Molecule: messenger RNA, 5111 nt
Organism: Silurus meridionalis
Lineage: Eukaryota; Metazoa; Chordata; Actinopteri; Siluriformes; Siluridae
Gene: sema3gb
Product: sema domain, immunoglobulin domain (Ig), short basic domain, secreted, (semaphorin) 3Gb
Exons: 18
Coding region: 405-2663 (752 amino acids)
Biological process (GO): negative chemotaxis; axon guidance; neural crest cell migration
Molecular function (GO): semaphorin receptor binding; chemorepellent activity
Source: RefSeq, a predicted model, not a curated record